AUGCCGCAUCUACUACUAGUAGGUGGUGGCAAUGGUGAGCGCCGGAUGAUGGAGCAGCGGAAAGGAGAGCCUGGGGUAUUUAAUUUCAACUUCUUGGAGGCAUUGGGCAGUCAGCAGCAGCAGCAGCAGCAGCAGCAACAGCAGCAGCAGCAACAGCAGCAGCUCGUUUCCCCGUCGCCAUUCGAAACGCCUCUACAGAAAUCUCCAGUGCCGUUUGAGGGUCUUCAGAGAUCUCCGUUUGAAGCGCUUCAGAAACCGCCGGUGGUGCCAUUUGUGGCGCCGCCUAAGAACCCCCCGCCUCCGGAAGGUCUACUGCACCGUUUGCAAUCACCCCUCUUUGGGAGCGUUCAGAAGCCCACGGUGCAGCAGCUGGGGGAGACUGACGCAAAAUAUUCCUCUGCACCCGCGUUUGCCCUUGGUCUUGGCAGUUUCAAUGCUUUCACUAAUGUUGGUGCGUGUGCUGCUGCCGCUGGUGGUGCUGCUGGUGGGCCGGCUGACGCAGCAGCCGCAAUGCUGCCUGUGGCACGGGACAGCAGCGCUGCAGCAUCGUCCACCAGUGCCGCCUCUGGCAGCGGCAGCGGCAGUGGCGCCGGUGGUGCCGCCGGCGGUGGCUGUCAGUCGCCCCGGCUGGGUCGAUCGAUUGCUCGCAAGCGAUCCAAAACGAUGAUGGACUUCUGCUAUGCUAAUGCUUCUGCUUCUGCUGCUGCUGCCGCCACUGCUGCUCCUGCUUCUGCUGCUGCUGCUGCUGCUGCUGGUGCUCCCACCGCUGCUGCUGCUGCUGCUGUUGCUGGAGGCAAGCGGCCAUACCUGUUCCUCGACGCAAGCACGAGCAGCAGCAGCUGGAGCCCCCAAGCCCUCCGCGGGGAGGACUCACCACAGCCGUUGCUUAUGGGAGCAGCUGCAGGAGCAGCCGCAGCAGCAAUGCCGCCCAGAUCGGACCGAUUCUUGAGCCGACUCCAGAGCAGCCCGCGUGCUCCCCGGGCGGCAGACUCGCCACUUCGGCCAGAAGCCGCGCCCAGACCUGAUCUGUUUCUGAGCCGUCCCACAAGCAGCUGGUGUGCUCCCGCUCCCGUUCCCCAGUCGGGAGACUCGCCAAUGCUGCUGGCGGGAGCAGCGAGCAGAGCGAGUCAGGGCGCGAGGGAGGGCGGUGGGGAAUCUGGGAUGAACACGAUGCGCGGACAACACGUGGGUGAGGAGGAUUUUGGUGCGUUGCGGUUGAACAAAAGUGUAGGAUUGUCUGCUGAUGCUGGUUUCCCUUCGGCAGCGCUUUCAGCGAUUGCAGCAGCUGCUGCUGCGGCCGCUGCCGCUGCUGGUGGUGGUGCUCGUGCUGGUGGUGCUGGUGGUGCUGGUGGGCCUAUGGGGCCAAUGCACGCAGCCGCAGCUGCACAGGCAGCGGCAAUGAUGAUGUUUGGUAAGCCCUCAACCGCAUCGUCGUCUGUGUUGCAGCAGCAAGGAGGAUCUGGAGGAGGAGGCGGGUGUCUCCAGCAACAGCAACAGCAACGGCAGCACCAGGAGCAGCAGCAGCAGCAGCAGCAGCAGCAGCAGCAGCAGCAGCAGCAGCAGCAGCAGCAGCAGCAGCAGCAGCAGCAGCAGCAGCAGCAGCAGCAGCAGCAGCAGCAGCAGCUUCACCAGCAGCAGCAGCAGCAGCAGCAGCAGCAGCUUCACCACCAGCAGCAGCAGCAGCAGCAGCACAUGCCAGCUUCCCUUGGCGCACGCGCUGUCCUGGCAGGGGGCAAAGAAGGGGCUGCUGGUGAAGGGAAAACUGAUUCUACUCUGCGUAGCACUCACCUGCCCGCUGCUGGGGGUAUGGAGUUGGACCUGAUUGGUCAGUUUGAUGCCGCGGGUUCUAGCUGUAGACAUGCCAUUCCAGGCCCGCAAUUCCCUUCCACAAAAUUGCACUUGUAG
Molecule: messenger RNA, 1905 nt
Organism: Closterium sp. Naga37s-1
Lineage: Eukaryota; Viridiplantae; Streptophyta; Zygnematophyceae; Desmidiales; Closteriaceae
Source: the annotation of a GenBank genome assembly